This is a messenger RNA of Nerophis lumbriciformis (worm pipefish), 1472 nucleotides long. It is a transcript of the gene lrrc39, whose product is annotated as leucine rich repeat containing 39. Gene Ontology annotation, cellular component: cytoplasm. Gene Ontology annotation, molecular function: protein binding. The record is from RefSeq and is a predicted model, not a curated record. Lineage: Eukaryota; Metazoa; Chordata; Actinopteri; Syngnathiformes; Syngnathidae.
UGGAUAAGCGGAAGAAGAUGGAUGGAUGGAUGGAUUGAAGUGUACUAAAGUGCGCUCUGUCUCCAUCUGCUGGAACUUUGAGACAACAAGUCUAUCAAAGGCCACGUGACCUCGGAGCUAAAUUUAUCCAGCAGGUCUGAGGUCAGAUUUCAACUGAGGAACAACACGAGGUGAGGAUCGCUAUGCUGGUAAAGAAUCAUUCAUACUACUACUAAUAAAUAUUACAAUUGUCACAACCUUACUAAUGUGCUGCUAUGCUAAGCACUACACACUAAUGCGCUAACUGCUACCUCAAUACCUUAUUUCUAUUAAUCUAAUCAAAGUAUUCUAAACUCAUGAGUUUCUGAGGUUGACGACAUCACUCACCAGCUGGCCUUUGACGAUGGGACCAGACGCUUGAUGACAGGAGCCCGGAGGUCAGGGGUCGUCCUGUACGCUGUGACAUCACAAGGUAGACACUCGUCAUGGCGGCCAUCGUGGUAUGCGGCUCGGUCAGUUCCAUGAAAGCGUUGUGGGAGACCAAGAUCCAGAACGUCCGGGAGACGCGGGAGAAGCAGAGCAGGAAGCAGCGCAGCAGCAGGUUGAGCAUCGGCGUCUGGGAGGAGCGGGAGACUCUGGCUCAGCUCAAACAGAAACUGACGACUGAAGAUGGCCGACUGGUUCUGCGCAUCGAGCACGAGGAGCGGAAGUCGCUGCCGGGCUGCCUGGUCCAGCUGAGUCAGGUGCAGGAGUGGCACAUUCACCGCUGCGGCCUGCAGAAGAUCCCCGGCUUCAUCUCCUCCUUCCAGAACCUUCUGGUCCUGGAUCUGUCUCGGAAUGGGGUCACAGAGAUUCCAAAACAGAUCGGCAGACUGACCCGGCUCAAAGAACUGCUGCUCAGCUACAACCGAGUCCAGUUUGUUCCGGAGGAGCUCGGCAACUGUGAGAGUCUGGAGAGGUUGGAACUGGCGAUGAACCGAGACCUCCACCAGCUUCCGGACCAGUUGAGCAAGCUGAGGUGUCUGCAGCAUCUGGACUUGUCCAUGAACCUCUUCAGCCUGGUGCCGCCGUGCUUGCUCAGCAUGCCGGCGCUGGAGUGGCUCGACAUGGCGGGAAACUGCCUGACCUCCUUACCCGAAGACAUCAACAGGAUGGAGAACCUGCACGCCUUGUGGCUGCAGCGAAACCAGCUGGAGAAACUUCCAGAGAACAUCAGCAGGAUGCCUAGCUUGGACACGCUGGUUCUGAGCAGCAACAGACUUAGUGACAUCCCCCCCAUGAUGGAGGACAUGUCCAACCUCAGGUUUGUCAACUUCCGGGACAAUCCGCUGACGCUGGAAGUCAAUAUAUCCGUGACAACGGCGCCUCAGGAGGAGGAGCAGGAGGACGACGACGACCGCGAGAUGUUUGGGCGAGACUUCAUGCUGUCGUACAUACGUGAGGCCCGGAAGAGAGCGCACGCCGCGCUCAACGUGCACAGAGUCGCCUGCUGA